AUGCAAGUCUUUCCCAAUUCUUAUCUCUUCACUUUUCCUAAACCCUUAAACCCUCCCUUUCCCCUUUUCCACUUCCAUUGUAGUCCUCCGCCUCUACUCUUCCGAAAACCACCACCCUCCACCGUUGCAAAGUCCUUCUCCUCCGACGAGUUCCCCGUCGACGAGACCUUCCUCCAGACCUUCGGCCCCAAUAGCAAGGAAUCUAAGGAUGAAGCUCGAAAGCGCAACUGGAUCAAACGCGGCUGUGCUCCCUGGGAUGAAAUCCUCACUCCCGAAGCCCAAUUCGUGCGUCACAGUCUCAACGAAGGUGAAGAGGUUUCUCUCAGUUCGCCGGAGUCCAUCGAAGCGUUCAGAAUGUUGAACCCUAGGAGAGAUUCUGGAGCCGUUGGAGAUGAAAGCUCAGAUAAGAUGAAGAAAUAUCCUUUUAAUAGAUUCUCAGAAAUUGUGAGUGCUGGAGGCAGUACAGUAUGGGGGAGUCCUGCAGAUGUAGGAAGUGUUGUAGGAGGGGAAGCAUUUGAUGUGGUUUUGGACAACAAUGGCAAGGAUCUUGAUGCUUCGAGGCUGGUGAUAGAUUGGGCCAAGAGUGCAGGUGCCAAGCAAUUCUUGUUCAUCAGUAGUGCCGGAAUCUACAAACCAACGGAUGAACCUCCUCAUGUUGAAGGGGAUGCUGUAAAAGCAGAUGCUGGUCAUGUUGGAGUUGAGAAAUACAUUGAAGAAACUUUUGACAGUUGGGCACUAGACCAAGAUUAUUACCCUGGUAGGAGGAAAAGAGGCAAGGACUACAAAGAGGGCAUGUACGAGUUACCAUUCUAUUAUCCUGGUCAAGUAAACUACUCAUCAAUUCUUAAGUCAUAUUCCUUAUGGAUUAUAUUUUAUUGUUGUUGUGAAGAAACUGAUUUCAUAUGGCAGGCUUGGGAUAGUCUUCGGUAG
Molecule: messenger RNA, 930 nt
Organism: Vicia faba (fava bean)
Lineage: Eukaryota; Viridiplantae; Streptophyta; Magnoliopsida; Fabales; Fabaceae
Source: the annotation of a GenBank genome assembly